Hevea brasiliensis (rubber tree) is the source of this 2179-nucleotide messenger RNA. Its product is annotated as transmembrane 9 superfamily member 2. Lineage: Eukaryota; Viridiplantae; Streptophyta; Magnoliopsida; Malpighiales; Euphorbiaceae. Gene Ontology annotation, cellular component: membrane. The coding region runs from base 122 to 1897 and encodes 591 amino acids. Gene Ontology annotation, biological process: protein localization to membrane. The transcript is spliced from 7 exons. The record is from RefSeq and is a predicted model, not a curated record.
AUUUACUGGGAAAUAAAAAGAACGAAAGAAAGAAAAACCUAUAGUAUCUAAAUCCUCUCGUUGGCCCCUCAUCCGUUUCACUUCCUGAGAAGAGAAAACGAGAGAAGUCUACGAAACAAGCAUGAAAAUUCCUUCUACAAUUCUCCUUCUCGCGCUUCUAAUCGCCUCUUCUGUAAUUCACGUAAGAUCGGACGCCUCCGAUCACCGCUUCAAGGACGGCGAUUCUGUUCCCCUGUACGCCAAUAAGGUCGGCCCCUUUCACAACCCCAGUGAAACGUAUCGCUAUUUCGAUCUGCCCUUCUGUGUUCCAGAACACCUGAAAGAGAAAACAGAAGCUCUUGGUGAGGUGUUGAAUGGGGAUCGUUUAGUCAGUGCUCCCUACAAACUCAACUUUAGAGAUGAGAAGGACACAGCGGUUGUUUGUCAGAAGAAGCUUACAAAGGAAGAAGUUGCUCAGUUCCGAUCUGCAGUUGAGAAAGACUAUUACUUCCAGAUGUACUAUGAUGAUUUGCCAAUUUGGGGAUUCAUAGGAAAGGUUGACAAGGAAGGCAAAGCUGACCCAAGUGAAUACAAAUACUUCCUUUACAAGCAUAUCCAAUUUGAUGUUCUUUAUAAUAAGGACCGUGUGAUUGAAGUAAGUACCCGGAUGGAUCCUCAUUCACUGUUGGAUCUGACUGAGGACAAGGAAGUUGAUGCAGAGUUUCUUUAUACUGUGAAGUGGAAGGAAACAGAUACUCCCUUUGAGAAGAGAAUGGAGAAGUACUCCCUGUCUUCUUCGCUGCCACAUCACUUGGAAAUCCAUUGGUUCUCAAUUAUAAACUCUUGUGUGACAGUUCUCCUUUUGACUGGUUUUCUUGCUACAAUUCUCAUGCGGGUCUUGAAGAAUGAUUUCAUGAAGUAUGCACAAGAUGAGGAAGCUGCUGAUGACCAGGAAGAGACGGGAUGGAAGUACAUUCAUGGUGAUGUAUUUAGGUACCCAAAGUACAAAUCUUUGUUUGCUGCUGCUCUUGGUUCUGGCACCCAGUUGUUUACACUCACUGUAUUUAUUUUUAUGCUUGCCUUGGUUGGCGUAUUUUAUCCAUACAAUCGAGGAGCUCUAUUUACUGCACUGGUGGUUAUAUAUGCACUUACUUCUGGAAUUGCUGGAUAUACUGCAACCUCUUUCUAUUGUCAGCUGGAGGGAAAGAACUGGGUCAGGAACCUUUUGCUGACAGGAUGCCUUUUCUGUGGACCUCUGUUCCUCACAUUUUGCUUCCUGAACACUGUUGCCAUAAUUUACAGUGCAACUGCUGCAUUACCUUUUGGAACUAUUGUGGUAAUAGUCCUUAUAUGGACAUUGGUAACAUCUCCAUUACUUGUGUUGGGUGGUAUUGCUGGCAAAAAUAGCAAGGCUGAGUUUCAAGCCCCUUGUCGCACCACAAAAUAUCCUCGGGAGAUUCCAAUAUUGCCAUGGUACAGGAGUGCUUUUCCUCAGAUGGCAAUGGCAGGUUUUCUGCCUUUUAGUGCCAUCUACAUUGAGCUUUACUACAUAUUUGCCAGUGUUUGGGGUCACAGGAUUUACACCAUCUAUAGCAUUUUGUUUAUUGUCUUCAUUAUUCUUCUGAUUGUCACGGCUUUCAUAACUGUGGCCUUGACAUACUUCCAACUUGCUGCUGAAGAUCAUGAAUGGUGGUGGAGGUCUUUUCUGUGUGGUGGAUCAACUGGCCUAUUUAUCUAUGCUUACUGCCUGUAUUACUAUUAUGCACGCUCGGAUAUGUCUGGCUUCAUGCAAACCUCUUUCUUCUUUGGUUACAUGGCUUGCAUAUGCUAUGGCUUCUUUCUCAUGCUUGGAACUGUGGGUUUCCGUGCCUCCCUGCUCUUUGUUCGCCACAUAUACAGGUCGAUUAAGUGUGAGUAGUUGGUUGGCUCUUCCUCAUCUUCUUUCCAUUAAUUCUGUCAGAAAAAGAUCUGUUAUUUUUGUUAGAAGUUAGGCUGGAGACUGCAUUGGCCGUCAGAAGAUGUGUAGCUUCAGCCUUGGCCAUGCCUUAGAUCUCCUUUACUUGGUUUAGGUAUUUUUUAGCACCUUUCAUAGGGUUUAUUGACAUUCUGGGUAUAUGUAAUUAUCAUACAUAAAAUAUGAAAAUGGCUGUACUGUUGCAUAUACCUUUAGUUUAUAGAAGCCGCUUUUUUUUCCCCCCUA